Molecule: messenger RNA, 7958 nt
Organism: Anopheles coluzzii
Lineage: Eukaryota; Metazoa; Arthropoda; Insecta; Diptera; Culicidae
Product: neuropeptide CCHamide-1 receptor-like
Exons: 8
Coding region: 97-1500 (467 amino acids)
Biological process (GO): G protein-coupled receptor signaling pathway
Cellular component (GO): membrane
Molecular function (GO): neuropeptide Y receptor activity
Source: RefSeq, a predicted model, not a curated record
CACUCCAAGGAUACGCUUGCUGAUGUCGUCUACCGUAGUGUAAGCUUGUCGCAUAAUCAAACAUCGGGUAAGCAGCUGCUUGCGCGAAGCACCAGGAUGCUGGAACAAGGUACACUCACCACCGUCAACGAAUCCACGCCCGCCGACACGCUGGACGAUAGUGAGGUGUACGGCAGUGUGGUGUACGGGGAAGAGUCCUACACCUCGCUACCGUCGGCACCAUCCUCCCUGCCGCACCAGCCGGACCAGAUGCCCUUGAGCGAGUUCGAACUGCUCGAAGCGCUGCUCAACUCGUCCGCGGGCGGACCGAUGGGCAGCUUCUGGAACGCGUCCGCCACCGAAACGCCCUACACACCGUACGAGCUGCGGCCCGAGACGUACAUCGUGCCGAUACUGUUCGCUGCCAUCUUUAUCAUCGGCGUGCUCGGCAAUGGGACACUUAUAAUCGUGUUCCUCAGGCACCGGGCAAUGCGCAACGUUCCCAACACCUACAUCCUAUCGCUGGCCUUAGCCGACCUGUUGCUGAUCGUAACGACCGUGCCGUUUACGUCCAUCAUCUACACGCUCGAUUCGUGGCCGUGGGGCAGCCUGCUCUGCACGUCGUCCGAGUUCAUCAAGGACGUGUCGAUCGGCGUGUCCGUGUUCACACUCGUUGCCCUUUCCGGCGAUCGGUUUUUUGCCAUCGUCGAUCCGCUCCGGAAGUUUCACGCCCACGGUGGGGGACGGCGCGCCACACGGAUGACCAUCACGACGGCGGUAUUAAUUUGGCUGCUGGCCAUCGCGUUCGCCGUACCGGCCAUCGUUGGAUCACACAUCAAGACCGUCGUCGUCAACAAGGACGUGUCGUUUUACUUCUGCUACCCAUUUCCGGACGAGUGGGGCUCCCAGUACGCCCGGGGGAUGGUGCUGGGCAAGUUUCUCGUCUACUACGCCGUGCCGCUGUUCAUAAUUGGCAUCUUCUACGCACUGAUAGCGCGGCAUCUCAUCCACAGCGCCAAACACGUACCGGGCGAGAUGCAGGGCACCGUGCGACAGAUCAAAGCCCGCCGGAAAGUGGCCAUCACCGUGCUAGCGUUUGUGGUCAUAUUCGGUAUCUGCUUCCUGCCUUCGCAUCUGUUUAUGCUGUGGUUCUAUUACAAUCCAAAUUUCAACGAAGAUUACAACGGGUUCUGGCACGUGCUGCGAAUAGUGGGCUUCUGCCUUUCGUUCGCCAACAGCUGCGCCAAUCCUGUGGCUCUGUACUGUGUGAGUGGUGCCUUCCGGAAACAUUUCAAUCGGUAUCUUCUGUGCGAUGGCAGCUCCAACAGUCGGCGACGGCACGGAGACAAUCUGGCACCGAGAGACACGUCCCUCACCAGCACCAUGUCCCGCCGUUACACCAGCAAACGGAUGCAAUCGCUACGAAUAAACAUCCAGGAGACGACGAUCGUGAUGAUACCGAACGGCAACUCCAAAUCUGACGGUGCCGUGCUCGAGAAGGAAAUGGUCUGUUUGUCGUAACAGCGAAAGCACCAUCUAGCGGGCACCGGAAACCGACCGAAGGGUGUCCCAAGACUAGCAACGACCCACGAGCUGCCGUCGGACGAGCACACCGAGGGUGGCAAUGGCUGUGCCGGGAACGGGACCGGCAACGCUGACCAAGAUUUGUGGCCCACCAAAGGGGCGACAACCUGCGACCGGAAGGUGCCGACCGUCGGGUUUCGGUUGCCCCCGGGCCGUUCCGCCGUACGACCACGGCAGACGUGCGAAAUGAGCAAGGUUUGAUUUACGACACCUCGGUCGACAGGGCAGCUCGGUGUGUGUGUAUGUGUAGGUUGGGCUUAGGUGGGCAUGUAUGUAUGUGUGUAUGUGUGUGAGUGUGUGUGUAAAUAUGUAAGCAAGACUGUCCAUCUUCAAAAUCGGAAGAUAAUUGUUAAGUGUUUCGGAGAAGCUUUGCGGCUGAGUAAUUGGGAAGCAUACAUGACCGGCAGCCAUAUUGGGUGUGGGUAAAAAUGUUUGCGCACUAUUUUGGACAGUAAGGAAAGGCGAAUGUAAACACUGAAAUGAUGCGAAUGCGUCACGUUUUUAUAAUGUUUGUACUACUAACCCAGAUGCUAUAGGCAGUUAGUUUUAGCUUUACUCUAUCAGAGCUUUUAUUGCGCCUAAAGUUAUGCAAUCGGCAUGACCAGAUUGCGCUGUUUAGAAUGAACACACAAACUCUUCCGGUAUUGCAAAACUUUACUAAUUCUUCCUUAUGGUGCAUGGUCGUCCAGAACCGGUCUGUAGCCAGGCACGUAACGGACAACCCAAAUCUACACACUACCAACAGAAUGCUGCCAAUGUUUAUGCAGCCGGCAUAAUUUCACAUUCGGCAUCGUCUUGCAUUCGUGAUACAUUCGAUAAAUUUCCGGAAGAGCCAACAUUUCACAGGAAGCCAUCUGGCCCCAGCCCACUUUGCUACCGUAAGAGUAAUUUGUGGCUUAUCAUGUCAGGAAUUUGUCUUCGCCGGUUGCAGAAUCUCGCCCUCGGUCGGUAGCAAUUUUGAUUCAAUUACCUACACAGUGGAUGCAAAUAUUCGAGCUGUAACCGUAUCGCAUUAAUAUUCCACACGCACGCCUCCCCAUCUACGGGUUGCAGUUGUUUGCAAAUGUCAAAGGUUUGCUCGAUUCAAGCGAAUGGCAUCGGUUGGCAGAACCAAAUCAGAUACAUUUUGUUGCAGGUUAGCAUGCGCUUGUUUUUAUUUUUAUUUAUCUACAAUCAAGAAAUAAAAACAUUUUUCCCAUAAAAUAACACACAAAGUCACAAAAUAAAGGGAGGAAAAUUUAGCCUUUUUUGUCCCACAAUCCCAAACCACAAAAGAGAAAUCAUUGCCACGGCUAAAUGAUUUUGCCUUCCAAGAUCAAGCAACUGGAAAUGCUUUUUGCUUUUCCAUUUCACUCCAACGUUAAAGGGCAUCAAAGCAGGCCGGGAAGACGCCCUUCCUAGAAGGCCCUCGGCUCGGCUUCCUAUUCUCCUGUAUGUCUGGUGUCACUUUACGUCAUAAAAUGCCGUUCAAAGUUGAAGUUUAUGAUUGAAUUCGGUGCGUUUAAGUGCUGUGUUGCUAAUAUAUGCGGGUUAAGGAUGGGUUAUAUAGGGUGCUUCUUGGAGCAGCAUUGACAGGAAAGAACAGGUCAGGCAAAAUGUGUUUACCCACUGUCCAAUGCCAGUUGUUAGGUAACAAUUGUUCGUUGAACUUUUGCCGAAGCAGCUAAGUGGACAUCCGUUGUUGGAGAGGUUGUUAAGAUUAAAUCACAGGAAAAAAGGUUCCACCGAAAACGAGUUCUCAAACCCCAAACCGCUUCAAACAAGUUCAAGUGCAGCGAGAUUGCAAACACUCGAAACAUUCUAAUUACAAGAUAAUUUCCUCCCGCACGGUGCUGUCUUAUUGUUUCCGAGAUAAACGCGCGGUGAAGGCACACUGAAAGAGACCAGACAAAAUCCGGCUCCAGUAGAAGCAAAACAACAAAAACAGGGGCAAUCCUCGCCCAGGAGCAGUCUUACGCUUAUCGCUCUAAUUGUCCCACUGGAAAUAAAUGUGUCAAAAGAAGCAAACUGUCCUGGCAACUGGCGAGUAAGAACAACUGGCGAAAGGUUAAACACAGUCACCACAAAUUAACUGUGGGGGGUUGUGCUUUUUCGUGCAAUGUGCCACAGAAAUUCUUGAAAACACGGUCCCCCGAUAAAGUGCCACCGUCGGACGGAGCUUUAUCGCGACGGACGGACGCUCGAGCUUAAGAUUAGUCAAACAAUUAGGGCAACAAUGGCAUUGCGAGAUGCCCGUUAGGUGUGCGACUUUUUUGCGGCAACCAAAAGAGGGACAGAAAAGACAAAACCCGUUUUUACUUCGCUUCAGAGAGAUGUCAAGUACAUCGUGUCUUAAUUCUAAGGUACGUUGUCUUAUCAAGCUUUCUUGCGUUAGGGGUUUUUUUUCAUGUUCUUGUGAACUUAAAGAUGUUUUUUUUCGCAUUCGAGUAAAAACUCAAGUUCAUUAUUCAACCUGCUGCGGUAAAAGCUCAGGAACGAUACAGGGAAAGGUAACUGACGUGUUUUUGUGUGUCUUUUGUCUUUCAGCAGAUGUUUGCUGCUGAUUAUUGCUACCAGCUGUUGAUCAGUUGGUAAACGUCAGUUUCCUUCUCUCCCAUUACUGAGCAUUUUCGUGUGAUCGUUUUGCAAUGGACCCGAUUACGCUGCACUGUAGCUAUUAUUAUUUUUAAAAUACUUUACAAUGUUUUGAAAAUAAUUAAGAUUUUGCUAUCAAUGCAGAUGGGAACUCUAUCAAUACAGAUGGGAACUCUAUUAAAAACAGUAUUUCGAAAAUCUGCAGUGCAGCUAAUUUGUAAUUGAGGCACAGUUGAUUUUACAUGUAAAUGAAGUUACUGCGUCAUAGUGAAGAAAACGUGCUUACCCAAUUGUUGUACCCAUUGCAUACAUUUAGGCGUCUUUUGUGUGAAGCAUUCAAAUAGGCGACGGCUUCACUAGACUGUUCGCGCCUGCAGAGUGAAUAGAGCUAUUCUCAAAGCUCUACAUUUCCCAACUUACUGUAGACUGGCAAUUUAUUUACAUGUUACUGUAGGGUUUUGCUACCAAUGUGAUCUACAUUUUAAAAGCUUUUCCCUUUCCGUUCAAGAGCUCAUGCACAUUUUCAAGAGAAAUUAUGCACAUUAUUGUCUCAGCCUGCGACAUUAUUCCGACGAUGUUUUGCAUCUGAAGAGUAUAAAUUGGCCUCCAAAUAGCGGCUCCAAAGUACACAUGGGAAAGAAAUAUGUUGUCAAUGAGCAUUCUUUUUCUUUGAUGAACAUUAAUUAAACCACCUCGUACUGUACCAGUUUGAACCAAAAAAAAAUGUUGCCAAAAGCUCUGACAUUUCAGUUGGUCGCGAGCGUCAGCCACAGAUCCAACGAAACAAAAUAAAAUGUCAAACCCACAUUCGGUGCGCAGCAAAAUACGCUCGUGGGAUGUGGAUGUGGCGAUGCCAAAACCAUUGAGGGCAGCCAAAACGCACCAACACGAUGCUGCGUUCCACGCGAUUGAAGAAACGAUUCGGUCAUGAAUUUUUCAUGCCCUUUCUCCGGUGGCAGUGGAGAACUUUUAGCUUGCUCUUUUGAGCUGUUUUAGCUGGGAUUCAGUGGUACGAGAUGGUACGUAGAGCGUAGAGAGCGCAGAGCAGCGGCAGCGUCCGGUGGCACGUUUUGUCAAAUUUGUUUUUAGCAAAUCAAAAUCUAAUCACAGAAUCAUGUUCAAUAAUGUGAAAAUCAUCCCGUUUCAAUUAUUCAUGCGCCUGUCACAUUCUGCUGACUAAAGCAUGGAGAGAUGCUGCAUGAAGAUGUCGUUUGAUAAAAAAAAAGUACGUGCGCCUUCAUUGGGAGAUGUGACGAUUUGUAUGUGGUAGAUUUUCAGCUUGCAAUUACAAUACUAUUACAGCCGUUCAAAUAAUGUAUUCAAAAGAAAAGAUAUCAAACAAAAAAAAAAUCUAACAAACACACGAACUAAAAGCUAGAACAAGCGCCAAAUCGUGUCAAGAAUGUAAAAAAACAGUCAUUUUGUUAUGCCAAUUGCAUAUCGCAAGGCGUUUAGUCCUCUCUUUCAUAUUCGAAGCAAAUACUUGGGGUAUAUUAAGGUACAGAACGGCAGUUGAUUAGUUUAUUGCUUUCGUAGACUUUCUUUUUCCUUUUUUAUUAUAAUUUAUUUUUGUUAUUUAUCUCCUAAACUUAACCAGAAUAUAAAACAGAGUAAAAAUUAAUAAACACAUGCUAUUAAGGCGAGGAAAUUACAUAUUCUAAAAGAGCUUGAAUUAUUGAACCUGUCAUUAAGCUCAUGUACAUCGUACAGUUUUAAUAUAUUGAUCUACAACUACAAGCGAUGACUCCUCGUACAUGCACAGAGCUUCCAUGUCCGGAAUUUAUUUUAAAAUAUCACCAAACAUACUCUCCCACAGGUUUACUAUCCCAUUUUCAUAACAAUUUGAAUCAUACCCUGAAUUGUUUGGUAAAUCUCAUCCCGCUACGCAUCUACCAUGGGACUGCUUACCUAACCUUCGCUUCUUUGAAGUGAAUCUGUUAAAAGAGCUUUAUUCCAGCCACAAUUUGCCAUUUCUUUCGAAUGGAAAUCCCUUCAUCCUGGCGCACAAAAGUUCGUCGGAAUCGAUAAGCAUGAUUUAUUGAAUUUCGAGAGCAAUAUAUUGCGGCAAAUGUACGAGAAGAAUCCUUACAUGUAUCUCGUCUGAAAAAUUGUACGUUAUUCGUGUUCCGUGUACAAAACUCCCUUUUCUUCGUUGCUCUUUAACUAUUAAAGCAGUGGAUCUACUUGUCUUUUCGAAGCAUAUGACAUUUCUUUCGAACUCUCGCUCAAUCUUUUUUAAGCUUUCUAGUAAACUAUAAAAACUUCUACUUGCAUUCAUACAAAUAGAAAUGGAUUGACAAUAUUGGAAUUGUUUCCAAGCAUUCAUCAACACUGUCAAUUUCAGGUGCUUCGAACUUCUUCGAAUAGAAAUCAUUUAUAUUCUUGUACCCAUACACCGGAACAGUACCCAGUUCGGUUGUUUGUUUUCGAUGUGCUUUGGUUUCCUUUCAUUUGUUAUAUUCGGUAUUAUUUGCGUUUUGUUUUUCGCCAAUUCUUCAUAACUUCAAAUUGCAAUCACCGCAACUGUUCAUCCCUUGUUGUAGGUGAUUUGUCUGCCCCUAUUUUGCAGCAAUCACCAGCCAACGCAAAACCGACCCACGUCGGUAAGAAAACCUCCAACAGCAGUACCGUUCGAACAAUGCACUCGCUUAAUGGAAAUUAUUUCGAGUUCGAUGAAAAGCUCCAAAUCGUACCGGAUUGCUCGUCGGUGGGCGUCGUAAAUCAAAUCAAGCUUACACGCCACGUGAUUUGCAGCGAAUGGUAAACACGUGCCCACCCAUAGGGUUUGUCGUUACCGUGUAAAUAAGCACGUCUGAUGGCCACAGCCACAGGCAAAAGAGUCUGUAACAUAGAAACAUUUGUGUAAAUUUUGCCAAAAAAAAAAAUAUAUUCAAUUACUGAGUGUGCGAGGAGUAGCGCAAAUAGGGGGAAAUGGCAUCUUCCAUCCUAAGCAUAAAAUAUGGGUUCUUGUGCAGCAGAACGGUAAAAUUGUUAAUUAAGCUAAAUAUAGGCAAAUUUAUUUAUGUCCUCGCCCACCUUCACCAAACACCACCACCCAUGGAAUGCUUUUGAUGCGUACGCAAAGUCGAUAGGAAUCCGGUAGAGCUGUACAAAUACGAUGCUUUUGGGAGCAAGUUCACAUGGAGUUUUGGUUUUUUUUUAUUGCGCAUCUCCACGCUUAAUGGUAAGCCGCUGCUAGGAACGAAAGCUGACACUAAUCCCUUACUUACAUCGCACACCUAGAACCGCUUAGAUGUAACGAAAAUCAAAUAAAGCCAAUGUGUGUGUAAGAAAUUGACAAACCCCUUUAAACGAAAAAAGUAUGUAGAAAACACAACGUAAAAUGAACGCAAAUUCGAAAUCACGCCCCCCCAAAAAGGCUAAUCCGAAUGCGUUUCUCAUCAGUGCUGUUGAAAGUAAAUAGAUAAAAAAGUGUUAAAAAAAAACUAAAGAAAUCUUUAAUGUAAAACCAAACAAAACGAAUGCCUCCUUGUUCGGGAAGUGGGAAAAGGGUAAUUUAAAAAAAAAUGAUAAGCAGUUUGUACAGUUUGUUGUUCGGAGGCGUUCCCUACCAAUGCUCUCUGGCGCAACGGAGCAAAGCAGAACCUUUUACAGUCACGUCAGCCAGGAGGCAGGAGCAGUUCUAGCGAAUGUUUUCGUUCUCCUUUUAGAAAUAAUGUACUAUUUACAACUGGGCAGUGGAAUUGCGAUAAUUUGUAAGCAGUCCUUUAGUGUAAUGAAUAACAGAAGUAUUUAAGCAAAGUAGAGAUAUUCAAGAAACAGUGUCGCACGGGCGUGUGAAUUGAAGGAUGAAAUAAAAA